AUGACUCGCGUAGGCGCAAGAUGGCAUGCUUUAAGAGCUAUCCUGUCGAUACGUCAUGGCCCCGGAGCCGCCAUCGUCCCGUCGACUGUCACGAGGAUACACAUGGAGUUCGCCAAAACCAUAGGAGAAGGCCACGCGGGCCCAAGGAAAUUCUGGAAGGAAAUGCUGCCCCGCCUAAAAUACCACAACCCCGCGAUCCCCAUGAUCGUGAACCGCAAGGCCGCGAACGAGGGCGCGGCCAUCAUGUCCGUCUACUUCAGGACGACCCCCACGCCCAUCGACCCCGCGACCCUGCCACAGCCCCCCUCCUCCGCCGUCGACCAGAGCAAAGCCCCGACGCCCAUCGAAGGCGAGCGCGUCGUCAAGAUCGACAUGAAGGGGAAGCGUUCCGAGGAGAUCCUGGAGCGGUUCGUCGCCGAGACGGCGGCCCUGGCCGUGCAGCCGACCCCCGAGGAGCUGCGCGAGAUGGAGGAGGUUAAGGAGCUGCGUAUCAAGGGUCAGCAGGACCGCGAGGCCGUGGCCGAGAUCCGCGACGCGGCGAAGAAGGAGAAGGCCAUGCUGGACAAGGCGCGUGCCGAGAUCGGUUCAUAA
Molecule: messenger RNA, 591 nt
Organism: Colletotrichum karsti
Lineage: Eukaryota; Fungi; Ascomycota; Sordariomycetes; Glomerellales; Glomerellaceae
Product: 50s ribosomal protein mrp49
Exons: 3
Coding region: 1-591 (196 amino acids)
Cellular component (GO): mitochondrion
Molecular function (GO): structural constituent of ribosome
Source: RefSeq, a predicted model, not a curated record